UCCUACCUCUUUCUACCCAUCUCUUUUUCACUCUUUCCUUCCUUCAUCCUCUGCCUUUCUUUCAUUCCUAUCAUCUCCUUCAUCUUUUUCAUUUCUCACAUCCACACUAAUUAAUGGAGAUGAAGAACGAGAAUGAGAAUGAGAGUCACGACAAGCCGAUCCAACAGAUUACCCAUCGCUUUCAUCAGCAACAUCCCUUGGUGUUAGUGGCAGAGCAAAGCAAUGAAGUUCUCAAAGCUCACUGCGAUGGAUGUGGGGAACUACUUUCAGCUCCAUGCUUCACUUGUAUUCAUUGCAAUUAUCACCUUCACAAGCAAUGUGCAGAGGCACCCCUUGAACUUCCUAAUCACCCUCUCCAUCCCAAGCACUCAGGCGCAGGUCUUUUACUUCGACAAAGGCCAAAUCCUAGUGGUUACUGGGUAUAUGGUUGUGCAUUAUGCAUGGAAAAACGUAACAUGUUUUUUUAUGAAUGUUAUUGGUGUUACUUUUCCAUUGACAUCAAAUGUGCUCAAUUAUCUUCUUCAUUUAAGUUUAGCCAACUGUACAAACAUGACAUCCACCAACAUCCAUUGACCUUCAUCAAAAGAUUCAGCUGCUCCUGGUGUCAUGAACCAUUGACAAAUUUUGUUUCUUUUUGUUCCGAGUGUCCAAUAUUAUUUAUCCUUCAUAAGAAAUGUCUUGAUGAGUUACCUACUAAAAUUAAUCACCCUUCCUAUCACAUACACCCUAUUUUUCUUAAUCAUAGUGAUAGUGGUUGUUUUUGCAACCUAUGCCAAAAGCAACAUUCUGGACCUUUUUAUGGUUGUACUCUUUGCCAUUUUAACAUCAAUAUUGGAUGUGCUCUUCCAAUGUCCAUUGUUGAAGGUAAAAGCCGCCAUCAACACCCAUUCACAUUAUUUCGAAGACGAGGUUCAUUCAUUUGUGAUGCAUGUGGCAUUGAGGGAAAUUAUAUUUCUUAUAUAUGUUCCACAUGCAACGUCAUUGUCCAUAAGAAAUGCACUUCAUUCCCUCGUAUUAUCAAAUUUUCUCGACAUGAUCACUGCAUUUUUCACAAAUAUUUUCUUGAAGAUCUUACAAGGCAAGAUUGCAAGAUUUGUUUCAAAGAAGUGAGACUAGAGCAUAGGAGUUACUCUUGUGGGAAGCUAGGUUGCAAUUACGUUGUCCAUGUGAAUUGUGUCUUAGAGGAUGAUAAGUUGUACGAGGUAAUUGAGGACGAAAAGCAAUGUGAGGAGCUUUAUGAAAAAUCUAUGCAGUCUUCCAUCAUUCGCGUUAUUGAGGUGAAUGAAGCCGGGGAAACUACAAAGAUUCAACAUUUCAUUCAUCAACAUUGCUUGGUGUUAGCAGACAAGAUGGAGGAGGAAAUUGAUAGAAAAUGUGAUGGGUGCAUGCUACCUAUCUCAAAUAUUUUCUAUUAUUGUUCAGAAUGCCCCUUUUUUCUUCAUAAAACCUGUGCUGAAUUGCCAAGAAUCAAGCAACAUUGGUUUCGUCAAAGCAAUGCCACCCUCAAUUUCGACAGCUUUCUCCAAUGUGACUUUUGCUGUCGACGUUGUAGUGGUUUCUUCUACAAAAUUGAAGGAUAUAAGGACAUGUGCUUAAGGUGUGCUAAAGUUGCUGAUAUCAUUGAAUGUGAAGGACACCAACACUUCCUCUUUUUUAUUUCAAAUACAGGCAGAAAUGUAAUGGUUGUGGCGCUGAUAUCGACGAAGGUGCAUUCGAAGGUGCAUUCAGAUGUGGAAAGUGCAGAUUUGCUUUGGAAUUUGGAUGCUUAACAUUACCACAUUCAGCUUUUCACAAAAUUGAUGAACACAAGCUAAAGCUUACUUAUCAUGAUGAUAAGGAGCAAAGUUAUUGUGAUAUUUGUGAGCAAUAUAGAGAUCCAAGCCUUUGGUAUUAUUCUUGUUCAAUUUGUGAUACUUCUGCUCAUCCCAAAUGCGUUCUUGGAAAUUUUCCAUUUCUCAAGGAUGGGAGCACACUUCCUAAUUAUGAACACACUCAUGAUCACGAUCUUCAAUUUUUUAGGAAGGUUGAGGGCUUCCCUGAAUGUUCUGAGUGUGGUAAGUUUUGCCAAGAAGAAAUUACCAAAUGUGAAGAGUCUAUAUGCAAUUAUAUUGUCCAUGGCGUUCCGGAUGGCUAAGUUUAAAGCUUUGUGAUGUGCUUUGCUCAAAUGGAAAGCACUAGAGGUUUUAUCCGAUCCAAAGAGUUCACAAAGGAUUUGACAUUUCAUUCCUACUUCUUCGAUGAAGGAUGCUCAAAUUUUAAGUGUGUUUUGAUUUAAGUGUUGGUUUGUUUAAAAUUUGUUCGGAUUUGUAUGAUUUGAACUCACUAUUAUUUUGUGAUUCAUCUAUGAUAUAUUUGAGUUUGUAAAAUUUGAUUUCAGUAUGAU
This is a messenger RNA of Gossypium raimondii (Peruvian cotton), 2383 nucleotides long. RefSeq lists its product as uncharacterized. The record is from RefSeq and is a predicted model, not a curated record. The transcript has 2 exons. Lineage: Eukaryota; Viridiplantae; Streptophyta; Magnoliopsida; Malvales; Malvaceae. The coding region runs from base 114 to 1769 and encodes 551 amino acids.